CUUACAUACAUAUUACGUAGCCAACACUCGUACGUAAUUGGUUUAAAUACAUCCGUUAACAAAGUUCAUAUUUGAUAUUUCGCAUCCAUUCAAACUUCAAAGAUUCAAAGAUGGCUUCCAGAUCAACAUCCCGCCUAUUAUUCAAUUCAGUUCUCCGCUCCCCAAGAGCUGCCUCCCCAUCCGUCCUCAACCUCCGCCCCUGCAUAUUACAGAAUUCACCAACUAGCUACCGGUUUGCCCACACCAUACCCAGACCACCUACCUCGAAACCUUCAACCAAGGCAUCGGACCCUAAGAAACCUCCCCCAUUGAAACGUACCGAGCCUCACUAUGAAUUAACAUUUACUUGCGUACCUUGCGGCAACCGCUCUACGCAUACCAUAACGAAACAGGGCUACCAUCACGGAUCAGUACUCAUCACCUGCCCGUCUUGUCGCAAUCGCCACAUCAUGAGCGACCACUUGAAUAUCUUCGGCGAUCGUAAGAUGACUAUCGAAGAUCUUAUGAAAGAGAGAGGACAGCUGGUGAAAAGAGGUACUCUUGGAGAGACCGGCGAUGUUGAAUUCUGGGAAGAUGGGACCGUAACCGACCGAAAGCAAAGGCAAAAUAUUGCCGACGCUAGGGACAGCAUCGAAGAGGAUCUCGCGCAAGAUAAGAAGGACGAUUCGAAUGAGGCUUCGCUCUCACGAGAGGCGAGAGAUCCCUCAUCAAAAUCUAUAGACCCGACACCUACAGCCCCAGCGCCGUUAGGGAACACAGGCGCUCGUCCGUCAAUAGACAGCACUCAACAUACCGAUCAAGUGCCAUCCACACGACGCCAAUAGCCGAUCACAGCGCAGCCAAAUAGCUUCAGCUUUUAAACUAAGUUGCCACCAUAGAUAACGCCCUAUGACGUCGAACUCUAAGGGAAUCGCGAAAUAAGUGUAUAAAAUAUGCAUCACCUUGCCCGGCGCCGAUACUAGUGCGGGUGGAAAUUAGCGAAUAACCAAAGCGCGGUACUUCCCCAUUACUAUCCCCGUAUAACUCGAGCGCAAUCGGCUCAAUGAACGGAACGCUAGCCAUCAUUAGCGAUGCGCUACCGAAUUUGCGCAAUGGUCUCCAAAGUCAUUUUCAUCGCACGCGGCAUCAUCGAGGCCAUCUGAAGCCAGGAACGCAUAUUCCUACCCCAUCGGGGUCGACCUUUGGGGCGAAUGAUUUAAAGACAAGCUCUUACUCGUCGAGCUUAGCCCAUAACUAUAUCGAGUUGCGAACGCAUCUUCUCAUGUUAGGGGUCGUUCUAGGCCGGAAACCAGAGGAGCGCUGACGAAUCUUGAAUGCUAUUAUGAGCGGGGUCAUAGUACUUCAAAACGGCUAGACGCCUUAUGUAGAAGACCUACAUAUAAAGAAUUUGUCGCGCUAUUGUGGAACGGUCAUCAGCCGAUGUCAAAGUCGGGAUUCGAGGAACAAGGUUGUUAACAAUAUGAAGUGUCGUACAUUCGCUCGGCCUUCCAUAUACACACCCUACUCAUGUAUUAUAUAUACUGACAGAUGUUCUAUCUGUCCGACGUAC
Messenger RNA from Daldinia vernicosa, 1549 nucleotides. Its product is annotated as DNL zinc finger-domain-containing protein. Gene Ontology annotation, cellular component: mitochondrion. Gene Ontology annotation, biological process: protein import into mitochondrial matrix; protein folding; protein stabilization. Lineage: Eukaryota; Fungi; Ascomycota; Sordariomycetes; Xylariales; Hypoxylaceae. Bases 111 to 824 code for a protein of 237 amino acids. The transcript has a single exon. The record is from RefSeq and is a predicted model, not a curated record. Gene Ontology annotation, molecular function: zinc ion binding; protein-folding chaperone binding.